This is a messenger RNA of Ctenocephalides felis (cat flea), 1098 nucleotides long. Its product is annotated as protein rogdi-like. Bases 87 to 884 code for a protein of 265 amino acids. The transcript has 7 exons. Gene Ontology annotation, cellular component: RAVE complex. The record is from RefSeq and is a predicted model, not a curated record. NCBI's taxonomy places the organism in Eukaryota, Metazoa, Arthropoda, Insecta, Siphonaptera, Pulicidae.
CAACUGACGGCUAUUGCAGAUUUGUAGUCACAUUAUGUGACAUUUUCUUGACGUUAUUUAUUCCUUAGCGUGAACAAAUUGUCGGAAUGGCUAAUGCCGAGAAGGAAGAAGCAACAAUUCUGCAAAUAGAAUUUGAGUGGGUACUCCACGAGGAAGUCCAUGCCGUUUUACAUCAGUUACAUGCUAUAUUAGUGGAGUGCGCUCACCGUUUUCCUGUGCCUUUAUAUGGUAAUGAGGGAUCUAAACAAGAUAAAUUUGUGCUUACAUUACCACAAGAACAAUUGAAGUGUGUUGUGACUCUAACAGGAGAUAGCAUAACUCAUGCGGAUAUUAAUUUUAAAGUUCAGAGACAGCCCAAUGCUAUAUUCCGUACAAAUAUUGUGCAAGAUUCUCCAUGGAAAUUGCAACAGGUUCAAGAUGCUGCCAAUCACCUACAACAAGCUAUAAAUCAUAUUGAUAAUGUUGACAAACAUUAUGAAUUCAGGUCUUCUGAAGAGAUCAUGCACAUUUUGGGUAACAUACUUGGUGCUCUACAGCGCGGAAGAACAAGUUUAAUUGUUCCAAAGAAAAGGGCAAUUGAUGAACUAAUGAAGAGUAGGAAUAUGAAAUCUUUAUCACCAAAUUUGCCAGAAGAUUUGGCACUGAGUUUUUAUAUUCAAAGCCAUAAAUUGAUAUUUGCUGUGUAUCAAUUAGUGAAUGAGCAUGGGACAGUGAGGUUCGAUUCAGCACAAGCAGAAUGUUCAGUGCCCUGGCUCAAUGAAGUAUUAGUUCUAUUCACAGUUGCACUUCAACUGUGCCAGCAACUAAAAGAUAAGAUUUGCGUGUUCGCGCAAUAUAAAGAUUUUACAGUUGGUUCAAGAUCACCUUCUGCAAUGUCAGUUUAAAUACAACAGGCGCAAAGGUGAUUCAAUAGUAUUUGGAAAGUAGUACUACGUAAUAAAUUGGAAAACUUGCAAAGUUUUAAAGCCUUGAAAUUUAAACAAUGUUUACUUGAUAAGUGUUAUUGACAUCACAGUGUUGGAAAUCAAUUAGAUUAAUCAGUUAGGUAUUUUAUUUUGCAGCAAUAAGUAGUUCUUGCUGAAAAUUAAAUAAAGCACA